AUGCCUAGCCCUUCAAAGCGCACUCAGCGCGCAAGGCGCGACUCGACGCGCAAAGAGCUGGCUUCCGAUCGCCCCGACGAUUCUUCUCCCUCGCGUCCUGCUAAGCGCAGAAAGAAGACCGAGGAAACCUCCCCUUCGCCUAAGGAUAAUCCCGACGAGGAACCCGACUCUAGUCUGGCUGCUGACUCCAGUCUUGUUGCCGACGACUCCAUUCAGAAUGCGAAGCCUUUCGAUUUUGUCGUCGACAAGGUCGCCGAGUACCUGAAAGCUCCCGCGAACGUCGCCAUUCAAGCCAGCAAGGACCACUCCAACUCCCGCCUCACCGGGGAGGACGGUAUCAACGCCUACGCCAAGAUCGUCGGGCUUGGUUGGACGUUCUAUGUCAAGAAGACGACCAUCAAUAUCGGCCGCUCCUCUGAUCCUCCGCAGCCCGUCGACCCAGAUAACGACGAGGAAUUCAUUCACGUUGACCUGGGACCAAGCAAAAUGAUUUCACGCCGGCAUGCGAGCAUCUUCUUUAGCGCCAGCUACAGUGGGGGCUCCGGUCGGUGGGUACUACACGUCAAGGGCAGGAAUGGGGUCAGAAUCAAUGGUGUCCCCCUGCCUGUCGACGAGGCCCAGGCAUUGAGCAGUGGUGACGUCCUCGAAAUCGCGACAAUCGAGAUGAUGAUGGUUUUACCGGAACAAGAGCCCCUCAGAAUAUCUGCACAGUACCUUGAGCGCGCUGGUUUGUCUGAGCGUGAUCUUCCCACCAAGACAGACGACGCUCGUGUAAAUCCACCAAGCUCUGCCGCACACAGGCCUAGUUCCUCGCAUAGCAUCUACCAAGCCCGGCAAGGGCGAGGACAACAGGCUAUUGCGCCGGCCCCGCCUGACUACAAGCGCCCCGGGACGCCACCGUCUGUACGGAGCAGGAACCAGACUGUGCCCAAGGCUUCGCCGCUUAUCAGGGGCAACGCUACCGGGAACAUGAUUUUGAGUACCAACGACAUGGACCUAAGUCUCGAGGAUAAUAAAGGCAUCAAGCCUCAGUACAGCUAUGCGCAGAUGAUCACCCAGGCGAUCAUGAGCACCCAGGACGAGAAACUCAACCUGAACGGCAUCUAUACGUACAUCAUGUCGAACUAUGCGUACUAUCGGCAUCAGCAGCCUGCUGGCUGGCAGAACUCGAUCCGUCACAAUCUUUCGCUCAACAAGGCAUUCGAGAAGGUUGCCAGGUCUACUGAUGAACCGGGGAAGGGAAUGAAGUGGCAGAUCACAGCCGAGUGCCGUGAUGAGAUGGUGAAGAACGCCUGGAAGGGUGGCCGUGGUGGUCAUCGUGGCUCUUCAAACCCAUCAUCGCCCAGUGGGCUGAACUACAUCACCCAGGGUCCGCGAGAAAUGGCAGCCAAGGAGCCCAGUCCCCUUCGCAAGCGCAAGGUCUCACCCUCCGGAUCACCGCAACCUCGAUCGGCUUUGCGUAUCUCGCACACGACACCCGAGCGCAGCACUCGCCGUCUUCAGUCUGAUGAUACAGCGGAUAUCGUAGACGGCAGUCCUCUCCCAAGACACCGACAGUCAAGUGCUGGAGCCUCGACUGCGCUGAAUGAGACCGCUCCGCGGUCACCUCUCCUAACGUCCUCGUAUCUUCCAGAGGACGGCUCAUCCCUGGUGACCCCAGCUCCGCUCAAGAUUCACCCCAGACUCGCGCCUCCGAGCACGGCUCAGCGCCCGAGCCAACACAUGCCCAUGAGCUCCCCGGCUCCCUUCUGGAAGUUUGCCGAGUACGGCAGCACCCCGAUCAAGCCUUUAGCGGAUAUCAGCCCCUCCAAGAACCCAGGACCAAUCCAGCAGAGUAGUAGCCCCCCACGCAUUGCCAAGUCUCCCACUGGUAGUCCCACCCAGAACGGCCGCUCAGCAACUCACGAGCCAAUCAAACCUGAAGAGCCGGAGGAUGAAGAAGAGGGCAUCGAUUUGACCAAAGGAUUUCAAAGUAUCAGCUCUUACCACGAGUCGCUGAAUGCUUCCAUGUCCAAGGGCAAUUCGUUUGAAUCCACCAAUGGAAGCAAGGCAUAG
Diaporthe citri is the source of this 2055-nucleotide messenger RNA. RefSeq lists its product as uncharacterized. The record is from RefSeq and is a predicted model, not a curated record. NCBI's taxonomy places the organism in Eukaryota, Fungi, Ascomycota, Sordariomycetes, Diaporthales, Diaporthaceae. Gene Ontology annotation, molecular function: protein binding; DNA-binding transcription factor activity, RNA polymerase II-specific; RNA polymerase II cis-regulatory region sequence-specific DNA binding. Bases 1 to 2055 code for a protein of 684 amino acids. Gene Ontology annotation, biological process: regulation of transcription by RNA polymerase II. The transcript is spliced from 4 exons.